UGGAAGAUGGAUAGUUGCAAAACGCAAGACGCUCACCGUCGCCGGAAUCCGCAGCAAAAGAGAUCACAGACAAAGCUUCUUCAGUACCAGAAGAUGCUUCGAGCGGCUUUGAAGACGAAGAAAAAAAUGGCGGUCCAGUUUAUGGUCCAAAGCCGCCGAGGACUCGCAGUGCUGAGCUUUGGGGACGGAAGCCAUGGCGCUCUGGGACUCCCGACUUCUCUGAUGGGAAUCGGCGUCGACGCCUACGAGCCGACCAAAGUGCUUUCUCUUCCCUCCGAUAUCGACGCCGUAAGCGCUGGCCACUACCACUCGCUUGCCGUGACUUCGCAAGGCCAGCUUUGGGCGUGGGGCCGAGACCUCGAAGCUCAGCUUGGCCGUGGUCGUUCUUCUCCCAGAGAUUCAUGGAAUGAGCCCAAGAGAGUAAUAGGAUUGGAGCAAGUAAGAGUUAAAGCGGCAUUUGCUUCUGGCGUUGUUUCUGCGGCCAUUGGAGAUGAUGGAUCUCUAUGGACUUGGGGAAAGUCUAAGCGUGGCCAGCUUGGUCUUGGAAAGGAAGUCAUUGAGGCUGUUGUGCCUUCGAAAGUCGAAGCGCUUGCCAGAGAAAAGAUAGCUAAGGUGACGUUUGGUUGGGGACAUGCUCUUGCACAGACUGAGGAUGGGAAAUUGUUUGGAUGGGGUUAUUCAGCUGAUGGUAGGUUAGGAAGCAUUGCAGGGACUCUGGAGACAUCUCCACUGGAAUCAAGUGCAACUGAAAACAACAAACUGUCAAGUUCGACAUUAGAGGCUGCAGAGAAGCUGGUUUUGGAAGGAGUGGAGAAAGAGAAAAACAGGCCAAUAAUUUGGGAGCCUCGUUUAGUGAAAGAACUACACGGUGUUCAUGUUCUGGACAUUGCUUGUGGCCUUGACCAUUCACUGAUCCUUUGCGGUGAUGGAACUCUGUUAAGCUGCGGGAGCAAUGCAUAUGGGCAACUGGGCAGAGUAAAACAAGAUCUAGGAAUGUUUCCUGUUGACAUAAGCUUCCAUCUAACAUCUGUUGCCUCAGGUCUUGGCCAUUCUUUGGCAAUUUGCCGAGUUUCGCUAUCAGAUGAUUCAAAAGGUGACCCCACAAGCAUUGUUUCAUGGGGAUGGAAUCAAAGCUCUCAGCUCGGAAGGGUGGGACCGGAGAGCACUCUGAUGAAGGUCAAAGCAUUGGAAGGGGAAACUCCCGUUUCGGUGUCAGGAGGGCGUGUGCAUUCCAUUGCCCUGACAUCAAGUGGAGAAGUGUGGGUCUGGGGUUGUGGUAAGAAUGGAAGGCUUGGGUUAGGAAGCUCCAUUGAUGAAGCUGAACCGGUUUUGCUCUAUCCUCUAGAAGAUUAUGAAGUGUUACAAGUUGUAUCAGGUUUUGAUCAUAAUUUAGUGCUAGUAGCUGAAUAAU
Morus notabilis is the source of this 1411-nucleotide messenger RNA. RefSeq names its product ultraviolet-B receptor UVR8. NCBI's taxonomy places the organism in Eukaryota, Viridiplantae, Streptophyta, Magnoliopsida, Rosales, Moraceae. Bases 7 to 1410 code for a protein of 467 amino acids. The record is from RefSeq and is a predicted model, not a curated record. The transcript has 4 exons.